GAAACAGAUCCCAAACUUUUCUUAUCUCAAUGAACUGAAAAACAGUCAAACAUGUCAGAAAAGGGAUCACGAACGGCGACCCCUAACAAACCUGGAUCCAGGAAGGGGUCCAAAGUGAAUACGCCUAAGUCUGGAACCCCCAAGGGAUCCAAGAGCAACACCCCCUUGCCUACCGAAGUCGCACUAGUUACAACCGAAGAUGAAAAUGCAGCAACUUCUGAGGGUGCAUUACAGCCCAGAGAAGGGGAGCAGGGUGACGGGGAGGUGGCCGGUGUUGUUGCUGAUGUAGGGGACAGCGAAGUAGAGGAGGCAGCAGCUGGUGAUCAAGUUACAGUGUACUCAUUGAUAAAGGAACGGGUCACUGUACAGAACCUGAAGGAUGAUAUGUGGAAAGAUCAACACGAGGAAGCUGUGCAUAUUUUCAUUGACGACCCAUCAGUCAAACUGAUGGUGGCCUACGUCGACCCUUUCAAAGGCUUCACCAUUGAGCACACCAUCCCUACGUUUCUAGUAGAUCAGCUUACAUAUCUUAUCAAAUCUGCCAAAGCCAAGGAGCUGACUACAGACAACUUCCUGACUCUUGUUCAGUAUGGCACAGUCAAGGGUAUGCACAUCGAGAGUCUUCUGCGGAUGAUGAUGGGAAUUUACGCCCCAAUAUUUUUUGAGAACACAACAUGGCCUGACAGUAUAAAGAAUGAUUUUUCAGCUCAGUUGCACAAGUUUCUUGCUAACCUGACAGACACAAGGUGGAAGCUGGAGGGAAAGACUGUUCUGUAUGUCCCCACAGAAGGCCUCCGACUUCCCUCUGAGGAUGCUGCCAAAAACAAAGAGCUGGUCCAGAGAUUAGAGACUGCCAUGAUACACUGGGCGAGACAAAUCAAAGAAGUUCUAAAUAACCAGGAUGCCUUUGAGAUGGCGGAGAACUCUGGCCCCCUGGAUGAGAUCGAGUUCUGGAAGAACAGAUGUACAGACCUGACGGGUAUUAGUACACAGUUGGACAAGCAGGGAGUGAAGAAAAUCACAGAAGUUCUCCAGAUGGCCAAGUCAUCUUAUGUCGCACCAUUCCUCAAACUCUCCUCAGAAAUCAAGGAGGGGUCCCGACAGGCGGAGAGUAACCUUAAGUUCCUGAUGUUACUAAAGGACCCAUGUUUUGAGUUAUCUGAAGCCAAACCUAAAGAUAUUCCUGCCAUGCUACCCAAGAUCCUUGGUACGAUUAGAAUGAUCUGGGUCAACUCGGAGUUCUAUAAAACCAGAGAGAGGCUCACAGGAAUACUCAAAAAGAUGAGCAAUGAGAUUAUUCGGCGAUGUUGUAUGGAGAUCAAUCUGGACAAAAUCUUCGAUGGCCAUGUACAGACGGGCAUGAAGUCACUCAACGAGUGCAUCGAGUGUUGUGAGAAUUGGAAAGACAUCUACAACAAGAUGUCCAAACUCCACCACAAGUUUUCUCCUGUAGGAUGGGUGUUGGAUAAGAGCAGUAUUUUUGCACAGAUUGAAGCAUUUGUACAGAGGUGUAAGGAUUUGAUUGGAGUGUGUAAGGCUCAGAUCCACUUUGCUCGUCGUGAGGAAGGAGAGAAAACGGACAUGCCACAUUUUGCUGGACAGAAGGGACCUGAGAUAGCCAGAAGUUUAAAGGAAAUCGAGGCUACAUUUGAGAAAAAUCUCAAUCAACUUCGCUUAGUGAAAAGCACCAUUUUAGACGUCAAAGCCACAUCUUGGCAUGACGACUAUGUCAAGUUCCGAGCUGGUAUAAAGGAUCUCGAGGUGAUGAUGCAGAAUGUCAUCACAUCUGCGUUCGAUACGGUGAACACUGUCGAAGGGGGCGUGGAACUCCUUGACAUUUUCAUGCACCUGGCUUCCAGAGAGGCUAUCAAGCGCACCAUUGACAAGAAGACGGUUGACGUGUAUACCAUGUUUAACGAGGAGCUGAAUGCCGUCAAGAAGGAGCUCACACAGAAAUCACUCAAAAAGUCACCGAGUCAUCCCAAAUUCUCCGGCCAGGGACUCUGGGCCCGGCAACUCAAACGUAGGAUCGAGAGGGGCAUGAUGAUCCUGGAUCGUGCCCACUUCCUGCCCCAUAUUGGGUCUGGAGAGGAGGUUCGAACCCAGUAUCAGCAGCUCUGUCUCGCCCUCGACGAGUACAUCCGCAAAACCUUCCAUGAGUGGACGCAGACAGUUGACAAGAUAAGUGAGCCCAUGAAGUUACUAGAGGUGCCUCUGAUGUGUAGAAGUAGCGAGAAACCGCCGAUGUUGGACAUCAAUUUCAACAGGAGCCUCCUGAAGAUGUUCCAGGAAAUACACUACUGGGAGCGUCUCAUGUUUGAGAUUCCACACUACGCUACAGAUGUUUACAACAAACGCGAGGAUCUCCGCGCCCUCCGCGAACAUGUUCUGUUGGUUGUUCGUGACUACAACAGAAUUAUUGCUGCACUAUCAGUGGAAGAAAGAGGACUAUUUAAGGAAAGAAUUCGUUUCCUAGACAAAAAGAUUCAUCCAGGUUUGACGAAAUUGACCUGGGCAUCAAAGGGUAUUUCUGAUUUCUUUGUAACUGACUGUCGUAUCAAUGCUAGCAAGAUACAAGUGACUGUGGAUGACUAUAAAAAUGCCAACAUGGAGAUUUCUAAACAGUGUGUUCAAAUCAGUGACAUGUUACUGAUCAGCAUAGACAGUCGCAAAGUCUACGAAAAUCUGGAAUUCGACGAGGAACAGGCAAAUCACAGAGAAAAUGUUUCCAAGAAACUCAAAAAUCUGCAUGAUGAGCUGGUCAGGAUGAUGAGAAAUACGUAUGAAGUCUUCAAAAAUGACGGCAUGGAGGUACAACAACACUGGCACAGAUACACAGAGAAGAUGGACCGAAUGGUUGAGGAAGCGUUCCGACUCAACAUUAAAUGGUCUCUCCAGGAACUGUCCAAGGCGGUCAAUGGAGACGGCAAGUCCGCCCCUAAUCCUCUAUUUAGGGUCAAAGUUUGUCUCCAAGGUGACAAGGUGGAGUUCCAGCCCACACUUAAACAACUGGCCAAUGUCAUUGGCAGUAUUGGGGGUCAGCUGACCAAGGCUGUGUCCACUAUUGUCCGACUUCCCAACAUCCUCACCAAGAAACGUUCCACCAAGGAUCCAAUCCAUGAGGUUAUAUCACGGGACGAGGAGACAAAGAAGAUCCAGACCGUUAUUAACACAGGAAUGCAGACUAACGCCACCAAUCUACAGAACUACCUGAGUACGUGGGAUAACUACCGCGAGAUCUGGGAGAUAAACAAAGACAUGUUUAUCAAACGUUACCAGAAACUCAACCCACAGGUCUCCUCCUUUGAUGCCGACAUAGCCAGAUAUGAUGAGGUCGCCAACAAUGUUCAGACCCAGGAAACCAUCCUCAAUAUCCAGUUUGUUCUCCUCGACUGCUCACCUCUCAAGUACGCCAUCCUUGGGCACUGUCAAGAAUGGCAGAACAAAUUCACUACCCUGCUCCGUGAGAUAGCCACCAGUCGCCUCAAUGAGCUCCACAACUUCCUCAAGGAUAACGGCGCCAAUGUUAGCAAACCUCCUCAGACCUUGGAUGAGCUUGGUAACAGCCUUAAUCUGUGGGAACUACUACACACGGGACUCGCAGACACAGAGGCCAAGUUCCCACCGCUACAUGAUCAGUUCAGCAUCCUGGAGAAGUAUGAAGUCCCAAUAUCUGAGGAGGUGACGGCUAUGCUGAAUGAAUUGAGCAAUGAAUGGGUGACAUUCCAACAGACCCUUAUCGAUGCAGAGACCAUGCUGAAGAAACACAAGGAGAAAUUCAAGAGUGGAUUGCUUGCACAGUCAGAAGAAUUUAAGAAGCAGAUUCACAACUUAAUGGACGAAUUUGCUACCAAGGGUCCAUUUGCUGCAAGCAUCGUAACAGGUGACGCUUUGGAGAGUGUAGCUGCUAUCAAAGAACAAUUGAAUGCUCUGAAGCGACAAGAGCAGGAGAUCAGGAAGGGACUCAAUAUUUUCAAGAUUGACCAGCCACCAUCCAAGGAGGUUGCAAAUCUUGAUAAGGACUUGGAGUUGAUCGAGACGAUCUGGAACCUCAACAAGGAGUGGGAGGGACUCUGGUCCGACUGGAAAGGCAACAAGUUUACUGAGCUACAAACCACGGACAUGGAAAAUAACUCGCAGGCUAUCUACAAAAAGUUAAACCGCUUCAGCAAGGAGCUCAAGGACAAGAACUGGGAAGUGGUGGAUACAAGCAGAAAUAAAGUUGACCAAUUCAAAAGGACCAUGCCUCUCAUCAACGACCUUAAAAACAAAGCCAUGAGACCUCGACAUUGGACACAAAUCCAGAAAGACAUGGCCAAGGAGUUUGACCACAACAGCGAGGACUUCACUCUAGAGAAGAUCAUAGAGUAUGGGUUUGAUCAGUUUGCUGAGCAGAUCGGUGACAUCUCGGGUGCUGCUACCAAAGAAUUGGCAAUUGAACAGGGCCUGGCUGGUAUAGAGAGUACCUGGAAUGUCACAGAGCUGGACAUCGGACCUUACAAGGACAGAGGCCAUUUCAAACUCAAGUCGACAGAUGAUGUGUUCCUGGCUCUUGAGGAUAAUCAGGUUCAACUUUCUACCAUGAAGGCGUCUCGCUUUGUUAAGGCAUUUGAACAGGAGGUAGACCGCUGGGAGAGGGUUCUCUCACAUAUCCUGGAGGUGGUGGAAAUGUUGUUACAAGUACAGCGCCAAUGGAUGUACCUGGAGAAUAUUUUCCUGGGUGAAGAUAUCAGAAAACAGUUACCAAGAGAGUCUGCUGAGUUUGAUGAUGUUAACGGAAAAUGGAAGGUGAUAAUGUCACGUCUGAACAAAGACAGGAACGCCCUCCGGGGAACUCAUCAUGAAGGCCUGCUGGAGAGUUUGAACGAUAUGAACCUCAAAUUGGAGGAGAUUCAGAAAUCUUUAGACAUGUACCUGGAGACAAAACGACAGAUCUUCCCGCGAUUCUACUUCCUGUCCAACGACGAUUUACUUGAGAUCCUUGGACAGUCAAAGAACCCCAAAGCCGUUCAGCCCCAUCUCAAAAAGUGCUUCGACAACAUCAAGUCGCUCGAGAUGAUCAAGCCAAGUUUGAAAUGGGAGGCAUCUGGAAUGUGGUCUACAGAGGGAGAGUUUGUGGAAUACGAGAAACAUGUCUACCUUGAGGGACUUGUUGAGGCUUGGCUGUGUGAUGUGGAAAAAACCAUGAGAUGGACGCUGAAGGAUGAGCUGAAGAAGUGUCGCGUGUCUUUGAAGAAACACAUGACGAAACGAGACAAGUGGAUCAAAGAACACCCUGGGCAGCUGUGUAUCACUGCCAGUCAGAUGCAAUGGACAACAGAUGUAGAGCGAGCUCUCAAACUGACACGGGACAGAGGAGACAAGAAAGCCUUGAAAACCAUGAAACGCAAACAGGUCGCCAUGUUGAACAAAUUCUCAGAAGCCAUACGUGGAAACCUUUCAAAAAUGCAGCGAUUAAAAGUGGUUGCCUUGGUAACCAUUGAAGUGCAUGCUCGGGACAUCAUUGAGAAGUUGAUCAAGACCAACACAUCAGAUGAGAAUGCAUUCGAGUGGCUUAGCCAGCUCCGACUUUACUGGGAAAAGUCACCAAUCGACGACUGUGUUGUGAAACAGACAAACACCCAGUUCCCAUACGGAUACGAGUACCUCGGUAACUCUGGUCGUCUGGUCAUCACCCCGCUGACCGACAGGUGCUACAUUACACUAACCACUGCCCUCCACCUCCACAGAGGAGGCAGCCCCAAGGGACCAGCUGGAACGGGUAAAACAGAGAGUAAGGACUUGGGCAAAUGUCUGGGGAUGUACGUCAUUGUAGUGAACUGCUCCGAAGGCCUUGACUACAAGUCCAUGGGUCGCAUGUUCUCAGGUCUUGCUCAGACUGGUGCGUGGGGAUGCUUUGAUGAGUUUAACCGUAUCAACAUUGAGGUGUUGUCCGUGGUCGCCCAACAGAUUCUUUCCAUCCUUAGUGCCCUGGCAGCAGGCUCUUCCCGAUUUGUGUUUGAAGGUCGUGAAAUUGACUUGGUGUGGUCAUGUGGUAUUUUCAUCACUAUGAACCCAGGUUAUGCUGGUCGUACAGAACUGCCCGAUAACCUCAAGUCAAUGUUCCGACCCAUCGCCAUGGUUGUACCGGACUCCAACCUGAUCGCAGAAAUCACACUAUUUGGUGAAGGCUUCGGAAACACCAAGGCAUUGGCCAAGAAGGUGUACACUCUAUACUCCCUGGCCGAGCAGCAGCUUUCCAAACAAGACCACUACGACUUUGGUCUUCGUGCCCUUGUGUCGGUCCUCAGGUAUGCUGGCCGCAAAAAGCGCAGCAACCCCAAUAUGCCUGAUGAAGAGCUGCUGUUGCUGUCGAUGAAGGACAUGAAUAUUGCGAAGAUGACAGCGGUGGAUCUACCACUGUUCAAUGGAAUUAUGUCUGACUUGUUCCCAGGCAUAGAAACGCCCACGAUUGACUACAGCACGAUGAAGAAUGCAAUCAGUGCUGAGCUGAAAGAUAAUCAGCUUCAGUGUAACAGCCACACCAUCACCAAGAUUCUUCAGCUGUAUGAGACGAAGACAUCCCGUCACUCGGUCAUGAUCGUAGGAUCCACCCAGGCGGGAAAGACAGUUGCCUGGCGCAUUUUACAAGGGACCUUAUCUCGUCUCAACAAGGAGAAAGACAGUGGUUUUCAGAUUGUGAAGGAGUACCCCAUCAACCCCAAGUCCUUGUCCCUAGGAGAACUGUAUGGAGAGUUUGACCUCAACACGAAUGAAUGGACAGAUGGUGUAUUGUCUUGUGUCAUGAGACAAACCUGUGCUGACGAGCGUCCAGAUGAGAAAUGGCUCGUGUUUGAUGGCCCUGUUGAUACACUUUGGAUUGAGAGUAUGAAUUCUGUGAUGGACGACAACAAGAUUCUGACACUGAUCAACGGAGAGCGUAUUUCCAUGCCGGAGCAGGUGUCGCUUCUGUUUGAAGUGGAGGACUUGGCAGUUGCCUCCCCUGCUACAGUGUCGCGCUGUGGAAUGGUUUAUGCGGACUACAAUGACAACGGGUGGGAGCCGUUUGUGGAGUCCUGGUUAGAGAAGAAGAAGGAAAAAAAGCAAUUGGUGGAAGAAUUACGACGUCUGUUUGACAAGUACUUAGUGAAGAUUCUGGAGUUUAAACGUCAGAACUGUCAUGAUUUGAUCCCCAUCGCUCAGCUCAAUGGUGUCACCUCACUUUGCAAACUCUUUGACUCCUUAGGAACACCGGACAAUGGAGUCGACCCUCAUGAUGCAGAAAACUUUGUGAGGAUGGUGGAGCUGUGGUUCCAGUUCUGUAUGAUCUGGUCCAUCUGUGCCUCUGUCGACGAGGAUGGACGGAAAAAGAUUGACAAUUACAUUCGUGAAAUGGAGGGGACCUUCCCCAACAAAGACACUAUUUAUGAAUACUGUGUUGACCCCAAGGGCAAAGCCUGGGUUCACUGGGAGGAAAGGCUUCGAGGUGGAUUUAAGUACGCCCCAGGGACUCCCUUCUAUAAGCUGAUCGUGCCCACAGUGGACACCGUCAGAUAUCAGUACAUAGUGUCCACGCUGAUCCGAUCCUUCAACCCUGUCAUGUUGGUGGGACCUGUCGGAACUGGCAAGACCUCAGUGGUAGAGAACACGCUCGGCAAAGUGGAUGCCAAGACCUACAGUCUUCUGACGGUCAACAUGUCAGCCCAGACAAGCUCAAACCAGGUACAGGACAUUAUAGAGAGUCGAGUGGAGAAACGUACCAAGGGAGUUUACGUACCUAUCGGGGGUAAGAAACUGCUCACCUUCAUGGAUGACUUCAACAUGCCAGCUAAGGAUACAUUUGGAUCCCAGCCUCCUCUGGAGUUGAUGAAGCUGUGGAUUGACUACGGGUUCUGGUACGACCGCAUCAAGCAGACCAUCAAAUCCAUCAAGGACAUGUUUCUUCUGGCGGCCAUGGGUCCACCUGGUGGUGGUAGGAUGGUGAUCUCGCGAAGACUUCAAAGUAGAUUCAACCUCAUCAACAUGACCUUCCCACAGGAAUCUCAAAUCAAAAGAAUAUUUGGGUCGAUGAUCAACCAGAAGCUACAGGACUUUGAAGAAGAGGUGAAGCCGAUUGGAGAUGUACUCACUCAAGCUACCAUCGAGAUGUAUCAGGCUGUGGUGUCCAAGUUCCUUCCUACGCCCACCAAGAUUCAUUACCUGUUCAACCUCAGGGAUAUCUCCAAGAUUUUCCAAGGCUUGUUGAGAGCCCACAAGGACUUCCAUGAUACAAAGACAGCCAUGACAAGACUCUGGAUUCACGAGUGUUUCAGAGUGUUCUCUGAUCGUCUUGUUGAGGAAAAGGACCAUGAAACAUUCAUCAACAUCCUCACCGAGAAACUGGGAACAAUGUUUGAUCAGACAUACCAUAACAUCUGUCCAAACAAACAACCCCCUAUAUUUGGUGACUACAUGAACCCAGACUGUGUUUAUGAGGACAUACAUGACAUUGGUAACCUGAAGAAGCACAUGAUGGAUUUAUUGGAGGAGUACAACAGUACGCCGGGGGUCGUCAACAUGGACCUUGUCCUAUUCAGGGAUGCUAUAGAGCACGUGUCCAAGGUAGUCCGUGUGAUACGUCAACCUCGCGGGAAUAUGUUACUUGUGGGCGUCGGUGGAAGCGGGCGGCAAAGCUUGACCAGACUCGCAUCGAGCAUCUGUGAAUUCACGAUUUUCCAGAUAGAAAUCACCAAACUAUACCGCAAACAGGAGUUCAGGGAUGACUUGAAACGACUCUACUGGCAGGCCGGAGUUGACAAUAAACCGACUGUGUUUAUAUUCAACGAUACCCAAGUGGUUGAGGAGGGAUUCCUGGAGGAUAUAAAUAACAUCCUCAGUAGUGGGGAGGUGCCCAAUCUCUACAAACCAGACGAGUUUGAGGAGGUGCGAACGGCUCUGAGUGACAUUGUCAAAAAAGAAGGAAUCGAUGAUAGCCCUCAGAGUGUGUUUGCAUUCCUCAUUACCCGAGUGAGAUCCAACCUGCACGUGGUCCUGUGUAUGAGUCCAGUAGGAGAGCCCUUCAGGAACCGUAUGCGUAUGUACCCAGCGUUUGUCAACUGUACAACAAUUGACUGGUUCAGCGAGUGGCCCCAGGAUGCCUUAUUGGAAGUGGCAGAUAAAUACCUGGCCGAGAUCAACCUGGGCGGCGAGGAUGAGAAAAGCAAGAAAAAGGCGGAGAAGUUGAAACCAAUGCUGGCAAAGAUGUUUUCUAUCAUGCACAAGUCAGUGGUGUCAUUCUCCACGAGGCUUUUACUGGAAAUGAGACGUCACAACUACGUCACUCCGACAAACUACCUGGAGCUCGUCAGUGGAUACAAAAAAUUGUUGUUCAAUAAGAACAAAGAACUGGGUGAUGCCUGUAACAAGUUGAAGAAUGGUCUGAGUAAGAUUGACGAAACUCGUGAGAAGGUGGAAAAGAUGUCCAUUGAACUUGAGGACGCAAAGAUCAAGGUUGCUCAGUUCCAGAAGCAAUGUGACGACUACCUUGUCACUCUGGUCCAACAGAAGAGGGAGGCUGACGAGCAACAGAAAUCUGUGGCACAAAAGUCUGAGAGGAUCACCGAGGAGGAAAGCAAAUGUCAGCACAUGGCCGAUCUUGCUCAACACGACCUUGACGAGGCUUUGCCAGCCCUGGAGGAAUCUAUCAAGGCUCUGGAGUCUCUCAACAAGAAGGACAUCGGAGAGAUCAAGUCAUAUGGCCGACCCCCAACUCUUGUAGAAAAGGUCAUGGAGGCUGUCAUGAUUUUGAGAGGUCAGGAGCCGACAUGGUCCGAGUCCAAAAGGCAGCUUGGUGACAACAACUUCAUUAAACAGCUGAUGAACUUUGACAAGGACAACAUCUCUGACCGUGUCCUGAAGAAGAUCGGCGGUUACGUGGCUCAGUCAGACUUCCAACCUGAGAUCAUUGGACGUGUGUCUGGUGCAGCCAAGUCCCUGUGUAUGUGGGUGAGGGCUAUGGAGGUUUAUGGCCGUGUGUUCAGGGUUGUGGAACCCAAGAAACAGAGACUGAAUGCAGCUAUGAACCAACUUAAGGAGAAGCAAGAUGCUUUAGCUGAUGCCAAAGCUAAGCUGGCAGAAGUUGAGGCUAAGAUGGCCGAGUUGAAGCAGCAGUAUGAUGAGAAGCUCGCCCAAAAGGAAGAGUUAAAGAGGAAGGCCGAGUAUACGGAGAUGAUGUUGGACCGUGCGGCCAAACUAGUCUCCGGACUAGCUGGUGAGAGAAUCCGAUGGGAGGAGACUGUCAAGGACCUGGAGGAGAGGAUGGGGUACCUGGUAGGAGAUUGUCUAAUGGCCGCCGCCUUCAUGUCCUACAUGGGACCCUUCCUGUCCAACUACAGGGACGAAAUGGUCCAGAAGAUUUGGCUUGUUGAGAUCAGGAAGUUAGCCAUACCGUGUGCUCCCGACUUCAGCUUCUGCAACUUCAUGGCUAAGCCUACAGAUGUUCGGGACUGGAACAUCAAGGGUCUACCAAACGACAGCUUCUCUUCUGAGAAUGGUGUCAUUGUCACGUCUGCCAGCCGUUGGCCACUCAUGGUGGACCCCCAGGGUCAGGCUAUCAAAUGGAUCAAAAACAUGGAGGCUGAGCAUGGUCUGAAGGUGAUCGAUCUACAACAGUCAGACUACAUGAGGACCUUGGAGGCCUCCAUACAGUUUGGUCUGCCUGUGUUACUACAGAAUGUCCAGGAAUCCCUUGACCCCUCGCUUGACCCCAUCCUCAACAAAUCACUCAUGAGAGUUGGUGGAGCGUAUCUCAUCAAGUUAGGAGACAAAGAGAUUGAAUAUAAUCCUGACUUCCGAUUCUACAUCACCACCAAGCUUAGUAACCCGCACUAUACUCCGGAAAUCUCCACCAAAACCACGAUCACCAACUUCGCAGUCAAGGAACAAGGUCUUGAGGCCCAGCUGUUGGGUAUUGUUGUCCGAAAAGAAAGGCCUGAUCUUGAGGAACAGAAAGACAGUCUUGUGAGAAGUAUCGCUGCAGGAAAGAAGAAAAUAGUGGAGCUAGAGGAUGAAAUUCUCCGACUUUUGAACGAGACCAAGGGUUCUCUGUUAGACGACGAACAGUUAGUGAACACUCUACAAACCUCUAAGAUCACAUCUCAGGAGGUAUCCGAACAGCUCCAGAUCUCCGAGCAGACAGAAGUGAAGAUCGAUGCUGCACGUGAGGGAUACCGUCCGUCCGCUGAGCGAGCCUCCAUCUUGUUUUUCGUACUAAAUGACAUGGGCCGAAUUGAUCCUAUGUACCAGUUCUCAUUGGAUGCUUACAUAGAGCUGUUUAUCAUCUCUAUAGACAAGAGUCCGCGUAGCAGUAAACUGGAGGAAAGAAUCACGAAUCUCAAUGAAUACCACACUUACGCUGUAUACAGGUACACCUGCCGAGGACUGUUUGAGCGUCACAAGUUAUUGUUCUCUUUCCAAAUGUGUGCUAAGAUUCUUGAGUCCGCCAACAAGGUCAACAUGGAUGAGUACAACUUUUUCCUCAGAGGCGGUGUGGUGCUUGACCGCGAGAACCAGAUGGACAAUCCAUGUUCUGGAUGGCUGUCUGAUGUGGCCUGGGAUAACAUCACAGAACUUGACAAGCAGACAAACUUCCAUGGUGUUAUCACCUCCUUCGAACAAUACCCGCGUGACUGGAAUAUUUGGUACACAUCUGCUGAGCCAGAGACCGCCACCCUACCAGGUGAGUGGGAUAACGCAUGUAACGAGCUCCAGAGGAUGCUGAUCGUACGCUCUCUCCGGUCCGACCGUGUCUCCUUCUGUGCCACAUCCUUCAUCAUCAAUAACCUCGGUUCAAAGUUCACCGAACCUCCAGUACUGGAUAUGCAACAAGUCGUAGAGGACUCCACGACAAGGACUCCGCUAAUCUUUGUUCUCUCGGCUGGUGUGGAUCCAACAAGCUCUUUGCUACAGCUGGCUGAAUCCAGUGGCAUGGCCCAGCGCUUCCAUGCCCUCUCUCUAGGUCAAGGUCAGGCUCCCAUAGCAACACGGAUGAUCAAAGAAGGUGUGAGAGAGGGUAACUGGGUGUUCCUGGCCAACUGUCACUUAUCCCUGAGUUGGAUGCCACAGUUAGACAAGUUGGUGGAACAGUUACAGAUAGAACAGCCUCACCCAGAGUUCCGUUUGUGGCUGAGCAGUAGUCCUCACCCAGAGUUCCCCAUCUCUAUCCUACAAACUGGCAUCAAAAUGACUACAGAGCCGCCAAAGGGUUUGAAGGCUAACAUGAAGCGUCUAUUAAACCUGGUGACGGAACAACAAUUCUCCCGCUGUACCAAACAGGACAAGUACCGGAAACUUCUAUUUGCUCUCUGCUACUUCCACUCCAUUCUUCUGGAGCGCAGGAAGUUCCUCAUGCUGGGCUGGAACAUCGCCUAUGAAUUCAAUGACGCAGACUUCGAGGUGUCAGAGAAUCUCCUCAGUAUCUACCUUGAUGGCUACGAUGACACACCAUGGGACGCUCUUAAAUAUCUCAUCGCUAACAUCAACUACGGAGGCCAUGUAACUGACGACUGUGAUCGCCGUCUGCUCAUGACCUACGUCAACGAUUAUUUCCAUGAUGGAGUCAUCACCAUGCCAUUCUACAAAAUGUCCAUAUUGCCAACCUACUAUGUGCCGAAAGACGGACCUUUGUCAUCGUACAAGGAGUAUGUCAGCAUGCUGCCAAAUGUCGACCAUCCAGAAGCCUUCGGUCAACACCCCAAUGCGGACAUCGCGUCUCAGAUCACCGAAACCCGCCUUAUGUUUGAUACAUUGUUGUCCCUGCAGCCAACCAUCACUGCAGGCGGAGGGGAGAGUCGAGAGGAUAAGGUAUUGGAUCUAGCAGCCAACAUUUACAAACAGAUCCCAGAAAACAUUGACUACGAGAACACGGCCAAGAUCCUGUCUAUCGACCCAUCGCCUCUCAAUGUUGUACUGCUACAGGAGAUACAACGUUAUAAUAUUCUGCUGAACGAGAUAAGGUCGUCCUUGACUGACCUUGAGAGGGGUAUCCAGGGUCUUGUUGUCAUGACGCUGGAGCUGGAGAACAUUUUCACCUGUAUCUUUGAUGGCAGAGUCCCUCCCAGUUGGCUCAAGGCGUACUCGUCACUGAAGCCGCUGGCUGCCUGGACGCGUGACCUGGUACAGCGUGUUGACCAAUUCCAGCACUGGGCACUCACAGCCCACGCACCUACCAUCUUCUGGAUGUCAGCAUUCACCUUCCCGACUGGCUUCCUGACAGCAGUUCUUCAGACUUCUGCAAGACAGAACAGCGUAUCUGUGGACACUCUUCAGUGGGAGUUCAGUGUACUGACAGUGGACGACACCAACAUCACAGGACCACCUAAGGAUGGUGUUUAUAUUAAGGGUCUAUACCUCCAGGGAGCAGGCUGGGACAAGAAGAACACUUGUCUUGUAGAAGCCAACCCCAUGCAGCUUGUCUGUCCCAUGCCUUCUAUACACUUCAAACCUGUGGAGAGCAAGAAAAAGGCAGCUAAAGGUCUGUAUUCCUGCCCUUGCUACUACUAUCCAAACCGUGUCGGUGUCACUGGACGGCCAUCAUAUAUCGUCUCAGUCGACCUCAAGACUGGAGAGAAGGCAGCGGAUCACUGGGUCAAGAGGGGAACGGCUCUGUUGAUGAGUUUGGACUAUUAGACUGACCACUAUUAGAGUGACCAAUGACCUAUAUUGAGGACAUUUAAUGUCCACUUCAGGCUCUUCUGGUCUGAUGAUGAUACAUUCUGUAAAAUCGUGCUGUGGACAAAUUCAUACAAGUGAAAAAAGUGCUGCUGUUGUGUUUCAUUUGCAGGAAAAACAAUGGCGUUGUCAGGAUGUGUUUCUCACUUUACACAAGUCUAACCAGGACUUUUUCCAUAAUUAUCUACACAUUCCAACUGUUAACACACUGUACCUUAUAACAGGAGCAAUACAUAUGUGUGCAUCAUCCUACAAUAUUAUUGACAUAUCAUACAAACUUUAAAAAAAAAAUUUUGUAACAAUUUGUUGUAACAUUUUGUUGUAAUCAGCAGUAAAGUAUUAUAUUUCUGAAAUGGAUUGUGUGCCAAAUGUCAAAUAUUUCAUUAUUUUUUUUUUUACUAUGAAAUCCCCCUACCCGUCUCAUUCCAUCAAAAAUAUAUUUGAAUACAUUCCUUUAUGGUUUACAUGUGUAAUGAAUAUGACAUACAAUUGAUAAAUAGUGUUGUCAUCUUAUUUAUUAAGUAUAUUAUUUAUUGUUCUUUGUAUAAGAAAAAAUAUGAAGUUUCCGUCCAAUGAAGUUCAACAUAAAUUUCCAAAUUUAUAAAAUAUUAAUAUGUAAGAAAUUACCAUUUCAUUAGGUUACAUAUAUAAUUCUGUGUUAUAUUUAUGUUAAAUGGAAUUUUUAACUUGUAAAAAUUAUUUUGAAAUCAUGGAGAGAAAAUAGAUAUAACUAUGUUAGGGAGUAAAAAACCAUCAUAUUAGAAAAUGAAAAAAUUUAAUUGGUUAAAGAUCAUAUUAAGAAAAUGAAAAAUUUUAAUUGGUUAAAGAUCAUCUUAUUAAGAAAAUGAAAAAAAUUUCAUUGGUUAAAGAUCAUCUUAUUAAGAAAAUGAAAAAAAAAACAUUAUUGGUUAUAAAGAUCAUCAUAUUAAGAAAAUGAAAAAUUUUAAUUGUUUAAAGAUUAUCAUAUUAAGAAAAUGAAAAAUUUUAAUUGGUGGUGCAACUGAAAUGAUAACAGGAUUUGUACAAAGCCUUGAAUCACUAUCUUAUAUCUAUUGUGCCGACACAUCGGUCAUGUGAUAGUCAUGUGAUAAUGUACCUGGCACAACGGUAAUGAGAUAAAAAAAAAAAAAGUAUAUACGUUUACUGGCAAAAAUCCAUACCUUUUUUACAAGCCAUUGUUUGAAUUAUUCCAAAUUUGUUGCCUCAUUUAUCAAGAGAAAAUAUUGACUAGUUCUCUUUCAAAUUUCCAUUAAUAAUCAAACUGUUUCAUACCAGUUAGGCGAGGAUCAAUACAUAUUCACUGAUAUCUCCACAUCAGUGGAAAUAACAUCACAAUCUAUUUUACAUAUUCUGUGAUAUUGUAUAGGCAAAUAAUACAAUUUUUAUAGAUAUUUCUCAUUUGUGAUUUAUUUGUUGCUGCAUUUGUUGGUUAUUUUUUUUACAAAUAAAUUAUUUAUAUUA
Messenger RNA from Pecten maximus, 15147 nucleotides. RefSeq names its product dynein heavy chain 2, axonemal-like. The record is from RefSeq and is a predicted model, not a curated record. NCBI's taxonomy places the organism in Eukaryota, Metazoa, Mollusca, Bivalvia, Pectinida, Pectinidae. Gene Ontology annotation, biological process: microtubule-based movement. Gene Ontology annotation, molecular function: ATP binding; dynein intermediate chain binding; minus-end-directed microtubule motor activity. Gene Ontology annotation, cellular component: dynein complex.